Amphiprion ocellaris (clown anemonefish) is the source of this 4567-nucleotide messenger RNA. RefSeq names its product transmembrane protease serine 2-like. Gene Ontology annotation, cellular component: membrane. Bases 361 to 1761 code for a protein of 466 amino acids. Lineage: Eukaryota; Metazoa; Chordata; Actinopteri; Pomacentridae. Gene Ontology annotation, molecular function: protein binding; serine-type endopeptidase activity. Gene Ontology annotation, biological process: proteolysis. The record is from RefSeq and is a predicted model, not a curated record. The transcript has 15 exons.
AUGAUAAUGAGGUGCAGUCAGACCAUUCAUCUGGCUGUGUGAGACUACCUGUAAUAUCACCAAGACCAAUGAACUGUGUGGCUGUGAACUGCCUGGUUUACAGGAUGACAUGUUGGCUGUAAACACCGGACCUUUACCCAGCACUCUAUCACCACUCUGACAGCCCAGCAGAUAACAGCAGGCCGAUAUUCGGACGAGGUAAGAGUCCUUGUUGUGCUCGUUGAAACUUCAAACCGACGCAGUGUGAAGUGGAGGAGUGGCCGUUCAGACCUUCAGCUCUUUAUUUGAUCGUUGCAGAGAGCAGAACAGAGCCAGAGAAGACGGUUUUUCAGCUGCAAGAUAUUGUUGAUUUAAUGCAGAAUGGCCACCAAUCCAUAUCUGAACUCUGGUCCUUGUUUCAUCCAUGAAGUUGACCUGAGGAAACUUUCUCCACCGAGUCGAUCGGAUGUUAAACCUCAGUAUGUUCAUCAUGUGGCUAUGAAGCCUCCACCUGAAAUCAGCACCACCGAGCACAAAGAUGUAAAGCAGAGGUGUGUUAAGUUCACUGUGGUCGCUGUGAUCUGCCUGCUGCUGCUCCUGCUGCUGGCUGGAAUCCUCCUCGCUUAUUACUUUUCCUCUCCCUGUGCGAGGGGGAUGCGGUGUGGUGAUGGGAGCUGUGUGUGGGAGUCUCAGUGGUGUGACGGGGUGAUGGACUGUCCAGCAGGCCAGGAUGAAGCUCACUGCGUGAGGCUGCAGGGCUCCGGUUUCCUGCUGCAGAUCUACUCGACUCAGACUAAAGACUGGAGGAGCGUUUGUUCUCAUGGCUGGACCGACCAACAAGGGAGAGCAAGCUGCCAGAACAUCGGCUACAGCAGGGACACAUAUUUUAAAUCAGGCCAACGGACGACCAGCUCCGAUGGUGGAUUCUUAAGAGUAAAGUCUGAUUUCAUUCCUGAAACAUUCAUAUCUCAGCAGCUUGUCUUGAGCGACAUGUGUCCUAACAACAGCGUGGUGACAUUACAUUGUACUGAUUGUGGGAGCGGUAUAAACUCCAGCAGCGCCUCUCGGAGCAGUUUGGCCUCUGUGGAAUCCUGGCCGUGGCAGGUCAGCCUCCAGGUUGCAGGCGUUCACCGCUGUGGAGGAGCCAUCAUCUCCCCCUACUGGAUAGUCACUGCAGCACAUUGUGUGGUCAGAACCUCCAGUCCUACAGACUGGUCUGUAUAUGCUGGGAUAGUGGAUCGACUGAACACCCUGUUCAACCCGGCUUACUCUGUCAGUCGCAUUAUUGUGCAUGAAAGCUUCAACAUCCUGACUCGCAAGAAUGAUGUCGCUCUUAUGAGGCUCUCCAGACCUCUGGACAUCACAGCCUCCAGUAACAUCGGACCUGUUUGCCUCCCAAAUGUCGGUCUAAAUGUCACAGUUCCCCAGAGCUACUGGAUAACACGAUUUGAUCGCAGCAGAAAUGGAGACUCUGGCUCUGUGCAGCUGAUGGAGGCUCAGGUCUCUGUUGUAGAUACUGCAGAGUGCAACAGCUCCAUUGCCUACAACGGCAAGAUAUCACAGGACAUGUUCUGUGCCGGAGAGACGGAGGCAGGAGCCAGAAUGUGCCAUGCUGACACUGGCGGCCCUCUGGUGACCCUGAGAGAUGGACUAUGGUGGCUCAUAGGUGACAGUAUUUGGGGGGAACACUGCACUGGGCAGAAUAAACCAGGUGUUUAUGGCAACGUCACAUCCUACCUGGACUGGAUCUACCGUCAGAUGAAGAAGCAUCAAGAUGACUGAUUAAAGGACCAAAAAUGUUCAAUCUGAUGUCAUUGCCCCAGUGUUGUAAUAACGGUUAUCUCUAUACUGCAGACAGAUAGUACACUUUACUGAUCCUGCAAUUGUUGUUUACGCUGUUUAUGUAUCACUCUUAUUUUCUACAAGCAUUAUUGCUUUUUUUCCCAUAAUUUAUGUGACUGUUAAUUACAAGAUAACAGCAGUAGUUAGAUUUAAGGUGAUAUGCCAAAAAUCACAUUUUUCUAGUACUUCCAAAAUCAUCAUUGAAACACCAAACCUGGGAAUAUCCUUUGAAAGACUGGUAUUCUGCCCUCCAGACACUUAGAAUCAUGAUGGCAAACUGCAGGAAAGCUGCUGUCUUGACACUUUAUACGUUUUUUCCUUUAAUUUGUCACCUGUAUAUAAAUGAUGUGAUACGCAAUUACAUGAUUUCAUGUAGUUUGGACUAAUAUUUGAGUCAUUAAAUGAGGAAAUCACGAGUCAACACAAGAUGUCACUCACAAACCACGUCACGUUAAUCCUGCCGACUCCCGAAGUAUUUACACGUUUAAAAUGAUUGACGUCUUUGAUUUGUCACAAGUUACUUUAUUUACAGGACAAGUAGAAUUUUGGCACAGUCAGGCGCACUCAUAAAUAAGUGAACAUUCAAGGAUUCAAGUGUACCUUUGACUAAACAAUUUUACGACUUUAAAUUUUGGCAGAAAGUGACAUAUAGACAGCCUGGGUCAACAAUCGUAUUCUCGUCAAAAUCAACAAAAUUUCAGACUGAUUGUGCUGCACAGACUCAGUAGAGGAGCUUCUUUUGCAUAUAACUGAUUCAAAGAAACUGUCACUAGUGUGAAAAGUCUGAAAAAUGACAUUCAGUAACAUUUUUUAUUGCUAACAGAUCAGUCGGCUUUGCUAUAAAGUUAAGUCUGUAGUCCAGAUGUAAAUUAUAAGGAGUUAUGCUUCCAAAGUGUCAGAAUUCCUUUGGCUUCUACUUUAGUGUUUGAUUUGUGUAAACUAUGCGGUAUAAAUACCCUUGAACAUCUACUCUAAAAAGCAAAGAUUUGGAAUAACAAUACAAUCACAUUCAAAAGAUUCAAAUAUAAAGCUGCAUGUAUGCAAAACUAGAUAAAUUAGAUGAAUACAACAAAUUGCAUAUCAGAUUGAGAAGAUAUUGUAAAUCUGUCGCUUUACAUUACACUUUUGAUCAACUUCAGAAACAAAGUGCAUUUCAGCAGAGUAAGUCUCAAGCUGCUGAUACUGUUAAUCAAUUUGUCUUAGUGGUGAGCUGAGACUGAAAGACACUACAGGCGCUGUAAACAUGUGUAGAACUAAAAAGUGGUUAUUUGAGCAGCUUUCCUCCUCAACUUCAAUAUAGAAAGGCAAUAAUUUUACAUCACAGAAGACCCCUGGAAGUUACAGUAGCUUCAGAAUAUAAGAAGGCACUUUGAACUGAUGACAGAGUUGGCGCUGGAUUUUAAAAAGCUAUGUGAAAGAUCUGUCAGUUGCAGAUUAUCAUCUUUAAAGGCACAUUCAACUAAAUUGUCUCCCCUCAGAUAGUUAUAAUACUCAGUUUGCUUGGAGAUCAGGGAUGUACUUGUGUCCUUAAAUCCACAGUUUUCUAUCCUUCAUUGUUUUGUAGUUUGGUUCACUCUCUUGUGUUAGUGAUGUCCUACAUUUCCCAAAAUACCUUUUAGCAGCCCUUAACAGAAGAAGUCUGAACUUGAUUUGAGUGCUGUCACAAACUAAUCUCUGUUCCAGUGGAUGUAGGCACGAAGGGCAAUACUGUCAGCAUAUGUGUCUUUCCAGUUGAGUAAAAGCAAAUCAUAGCCAUUAAUAAAAAGCUUCCAGGCAUUAUGGUCUUUAAAAGCUCUGGUGAGAGAAUAAAUUGCACCUGUUCUUCUAUGAUGGAUGUCUUUCUCUAUAUUAAAGCAAAGACUUGACAAAUUAUUGGUGAGAAGAAGGAAGAUAUACCACCAAAAGUAACUGGGACCACCAUCAACAGCUGUUUUAAGAAGUGUUCUGGGGGGGAGUCUUCCCUUUGAGAGGCAGCUGAUCUAUCUGUGUGUCUGCCUCCAUGGGCGAAGCUGAUGAGUGCAGUCUAAAGUCAGUCAGACAUUCAGAGUCGAGUGUCACUGGUCGGUGCGUGUCGACCUUCACCCUCUUCUCCACAGCUGUGGACGGGUUCCGCUCGCUGCCCCCCUGCCCGUUCACUGCGUUCGCCCGUCCUUUUCCUCUCAGUCACUUGAUGCGGUGUCGGACCAGCGAGGACUCGUCUGUGAUCUCCCCGAAGCGGUCUCUGCGUCUGCAGGGCAGGACGAGCAGCAGCAACAGGAUGAUGAGGAUCAAGCCGCACACCGCCAUCAGGGCGUAGGAGAUCAGCCACAUUAAAGGCUCCUUCAGCGAGCCGGCGGAGCAGUCGGCCGCCACGUCCGCUGCCGAAAAGGGUCCCGCGAUCUCCGACAGAGCAACUCCACCACUCGCUGCACGGAAAUACAAGACAGUUGCACUUCUGACUGGCUCUGCUGCAUGUGAUAACUGAGAAAAUGAAACUUAAAUCCUGCCAUUGAGUUUGAAAGGUUUGGAGUCUUUAAAAAAAUACAUGUAAAAAUCAGCCAGAAACUGUAGAAACGGAGAGAAUCAUUGGAUUUCCAGCUUUCUGACAGUCACUGAACUAAGCAUGUGUGAGCUACCUUCUGAUUCAAACCUUGAUUGGUCCCUUUAAAAGGAGGAGGGCACAUCUAAAAUGUGUUGUAAUUCCUACACUGUUCGCCUGAUUUGGAUGUAAAUCCCCUCAAAUUAAAGCUGAAAGUCUGCACUUAAA